This is a messenger RNA of Laccaria bicolor S238N-H82, 225 nucleotides long. RefSeq lists its product as uncharacterized. The transcript has 4 exons. Lineage: Eukaryota; Fungi; Basidiomycota; Agaricomycetes; Agaricales; Hydnangiaceae. The record is from RefSeq and is a predicted model, not a curated record. The coding region runs from base 1 to 225 and encodes 74 amino acids.
AUGAGACCGGACUUCCAAACACUAUUCGAGGAUGGGUUGAUCUUCUUCUCCAUAGCGUUCCUGGCAAACCUCUGCUCAACCGUAUUCAUGCUCCUUAACCUCAAGCUGAUCAUGACCAUCAUCAAUGUCCCCGCUGUCAUUGUCUCCUCAAUCGUCGCAUGCCGUGCGGUUCGUCGCCUCACAAACUUCGCCAACUCAGGUCUGGAAGUCCAUGGACAACCAUAG